UAUACAAAAAUGGCGGGAAAUAAUAUACUUCGGUAACCGAAGUGCGCCGAUAAUUUCACCAGAAACCGAACCGAAGUUCACCGAAAAUUUCAUCGGAAACCGAAACCGAAGUGACCGAGAAUUGCAGAGAGGAAUUUUUUUAACAAACGGCAACGUUUCUUCUUUGUUUCAUUUCUAUAUAUACACAUUUUGCCCGAGAUAAAACAAAACCAAACCCUAACUUCCUCAUGAAUAUUGAAAUAUCGCCGUCGAUGGAUACUGAUGAGAGGAAUGAACUCAGUUUACAGACUACUCAGAGUGAGAAUGAGGAAGCUAUAUCAGGUGGAGGAUCAACCUCAAAAUCAAAGCAACCACUUCCACCGCCACCACCGGCGACGGCGCCUGUUGUUCGUCUUUGUAAAAGGUCAAAAUCUCAUCCUUGUACUAGAAAAGUUACUCAACAUACAGCUCUAGUAUGGGAUCAUUUUAAAUUAAUCAAAGGUACAAAUGAAGGUGAAGGUAAUAGGGUUGCUUGUGAUUAUUGUGGUAUAAAUUAUGCUUAUGAUUCAGAAAACCAUGUUGUUCUUGGUCAUAUGAGUGCUCAUUUGUAUCACAAAUGUCCUAAGUAUCCUUAUAGGGUUAAUAAAAGGAAAAGGGCUUUGUCUUUAGAAUCACAAAGGGAUGAGGAAUUAGAGGAAGGUGGUUCUAGUACUAAUCUUGCUCUUAGGGACAAUAGGGUAAUUGAUGUCGAGGCUAUUACAUGUGCCCUUGCGAAAAUGGUUAUAGUUGAUGGGUUGUCGUUUGGCGUUGUGGAGGGAGAAGGAUUUAAGACGUUUUCUCAUGCUUUGGAACCGAGGUUUGUAGUUCCUUCUCGUUUUGAUGUUGCUAGAGAUUGUAUGAGAAUUUGUAAGGAGGAGAAAGCGAAACUGAAAGAUGUGCUCGAGUUUCAACGUGUUUGUCUUACUGUUGAUACUUGGAAGUCUGUUAAGAACAUGAAUUACAUGUGUCUUGUUGCUCACUGGAUUGAUAAUGAGUGGAAGUUGAACAAAAGAAUUUUGAACUUCCGUGUUGUUCCUAGUCUUAAGGGGGAAAUAAUCGGGAGGACAGUCGAGACAUGCUUGCUACAAUGGGGCAUAAAUGAGAUUUUCACUGUCACGGUUGCUAAUGCAAACUCUGAUGAUGGUGCUGUUAGGUAUUUGAGAGAAAGAACUGGAUAUUGGUACAGUACCAUUAUGGGACAUGAAUUCAUGCAUGUGAGGUCUGCCACGAAGAUUUUGAAUCUUGCUGUGAAAGAGUUUGUAACUGACUUUCAAGAAUCAAUUGAUAAGAUUCGUAAUGCAGUGAAAUUUGUCAGGUCGUCUCCUAGUAAGCUGGAAAAGUUCAAGAGAUUUAUGUGGUUUCGUAGAGACUCAACUAAGAGGCUUCCCUAUGUUGACAUUGAAGCUAGGUGGGAUUCAACCUAUAAAAUGUUAGAAACUGCUGAGAAGUGUGAGAAAUCUUUUGAACGUCUAAAGGAGGAUGACCCAAACUAUGUUUUGCACUUUGAAGGUGAUGAGGAUAUUGUGGUUGGAUCCGAAGGAAGGAACAGGGAAGUAAAUAACACUCAGCCUCCCAAUGAAAAUGAUUGGACGAAUGCCAGAUGUUUUGUCAAAUUGUUGGAGCAUUUUCAUGAUGCAGCAUUGCAACUUUCAGGCUCUUUACAUGUCACAUCAACUUCCUUUUACCAUGAGUUUGUGUCAUUGCAACUUGAGCUACUUGAAUUGAGUAGAAAUGGAGAUGGUAUCUUGAAUUCUAUGGCUUUGCACUUAAAAAUAAAGCUUGAAAAUUAUCUGGGUAAUCCUGAUAAUAUCAACCCCAUGUUAUUUGUUGCUAUAGUUUUAGAUCCUCGUUAUAAGCUGGUAAAUAUGAAGUAUUGUUUUGAUCAAAUUUAUGAUAGCGCAAGGGCUAAACAGAUGAGUCAGAGAGUGGAAGACACUUUGACUCGAAUGUAUGAUCACUACCGAUUAUUGAGUUCCAAUGCUCAUCUGCUAGCUAAAAGUUCGAAUGCAGCUUCUAAUGAGACGAGUUCUGAUGAGCUUGAAGAGGGUCGCUUUACUGUAAAUACCAUGAAACGGGAGUACAGAAGGUAUUUAAAAGAAAAAAGGGAGAAGCUAGCUAAUUCGGAUGUGUUAAGGUAUCUAUCUGUGGAUUGUGAAACCAUGGAUGAUCAUUUUGAUAUUCUGGAAUGGUGGAAGGUCAAUACACCUAAGUAUCCAGUUCUCUCCCAAAUAGCUAGAGAUGUAUUGGCCAUUCCAGUUUCUACAGUUUCUCUAGAGUCAGCAUUCAAGAUGGAUAAUCAUGUACUGGAUCCAUUUAGGAGUUCACUGCCACCAUUGAUGCUAGAAGCUCUUAUGUGUGGUCAGAAUUGGUUGAGACCUGCAUCACAUCCAAUUGAUCUCCGUGAAACUAUGGAUGAACUAGAAAAAUAUGAAGAAAUUGAAUCAGAAUUCUCUGGAUUAAGUUCGGCCAUGACUGCAGAUUUAUGCUACUUAUAUGAUUAACUAUCUCGGUUGCUGGGAGACUGAAGAUGGCUGAUGAGUCUGCACUGGUUUACGGAUCCGUUCUCUGAAUUGAUUUUGGUUUUGCUAUGUAUGAAAAUACAUGUUUUGCCCAUGCUCAAGUCAUGGAAAUCAUAAACUAUGUUAUUUCUUCUAUGUUCCCAGUAAUCUUGAAAGUUAUUGACAUGUAGCUCAGACAAAACACUUAUGCUUUUGCUACCUCUUUUGUUGCUUCUAUGGAUGAAACAUUACAUUUGAAGUUUUAGUCACUGAAAUUGUUUAGCCUGUA
Molecule: messenger RNA, 2805 nt
Organism: Mercurialis annua (annual mercury)
Lineage: Eukaryota; Viridiplantae; Streptophyta; Magnoliopsida; Malpighiales; Euphorbiaceae
Product: zinc finger BED domain-containing protein RICESLEEPER 2-like
Exons: 4
Coding region: 228-2519 (763 amino acids)
Molecular function (GO): DNA binding; protein dimerization activity
Source: RefSeq, a predicted model, not a curated record